AUGCUUAUCGUAAAUGAUUGGUGGGAAACCAAAAGAAAAGAGGUCAAAAAGUUGGUAGGAGAAAAAUUUAAGCACACUACUCCUAUGCAAACUACGGAUAUUGAAAAAAUUGUCCUUAAUAGUGGUGUCAGUCAAGCGGUCAACGACAAAAAAACAUUGGAAACUACCGAAAAAGCCCUUAUGCUAAUUGCAUACGGCCAAAAACCGGUUAUUACUUAUGCUCGUAAAUCGAUUACCGGGUUCAAACUACGAGAAGGGAUGCCGAUUGGUUGUAAAGUAACAUUAAGAAAAAAAAGGGCUUGGAACUUUCUUUUUGGAUUAAUUAAACUCGAAGCACCUGAAAUUACUAACUUUCAAGGCUUUUCUGAAGAAAAAUUUGAUCAAGACGGAAAUUAUAAUUUGGGGAUAAAUGAUUUAAACAUUUUUUUCAGAGUUCCUUAUAAUUUAACUUUCAAAAAUCAAGGGGUCCAAAUUACCAUUGUCUUUAAAUCUAAUUCUCGUGAGGAAAAUAAUUAUUUUUUACAUUUAUUAGGCUUUCCUUUUAAGAAAAAAAAUUAA
Messenger RNA from Racocetra fulgida, 558 nucleotides. Lineage: Eukaryota; Fungi; Glomeromycota; Glomeromycetes; Diversisporales; Gigasporaceae. The record is from the annotation of a GenBank genome assembly.